GAGAAAGAAGAGAGGGAGAAGGAGAACAUGGCGGCGGCGGCGGCGGCGGCGGCGAUUGGGAAGGGGAAGGGGAAGGAGAGGGUGUGCGUGACGGGGGCGGGAGGGUUCGCGGCGUCGUGGGUGGUGAAGCUGCUCCUCAACAAUGGCUACAUCGUUCACGGAACUGUCAGAGACCCAAGUGAUGAAUCAAAGAAUGCCCAUUUGAAGAAAUUGGAGAACGCUUCGGAAAAGUUGCAACUCUUUAAAGCAGACUUGCUUGAUUAUAACAGUGUCGCAUCGGCUAUUGCGGGCUGCGAAGGUGUCUUCCACGUUGCUAGCCCUGUUCCUCCAUCCAAAGUUCCCAAUCCGGAGGAAGAAGUACUGAAGCCUGCUGUGAAUGGCACUCUAAAUGUGUUGAAAGCGUGUGCUCAGGCAAAAGUUAGGCGAGUUGUUGUCGUAUCAUCUUGUGCGGCUGUCGGAGUGAUCCCAAAUUUGCCGAAGGGUAAGAUCUUGGACGAGAAUUACUGGUCAGACAAGGACUACUGCAGAAAAACUGAGAACUGGUAUUGCCUUUCAAAGACGCUCGCAGAGAGUGAGGCGUUGGAUUAUGCAGAGAAAAAUGGGCUUGACGUUGUAACUGUUUGCCCGUCUUUGAUUAUUGGACCCUUGCUGCAAUCCACUGUAAAUGCUAGCAGUUUGGUUCUUCUCAAUCUUCUGAAAGGAGCGCGUGAGACGAUAGAGAAUAAAAUCCGUCACAUUGUGGAUGUUAGAGACGUCGCCAGUGCUCUGCUUCUGGUGUAUGAGAAGCCUGAGGCGUCGGGACGGUACAUAUGCGCCCCACACAAUAUCAAAAUAAGUGAUCUGAUUGACAUGCUAAAUAGGAUGUAUCCCAACUACAACUACCCAAAGAACAUUGUCGAAGUAGAUUACGAUGAAGCGACGUAUAGUUCCGAGAAAUUGCAGAAGCUGGGCUGGAAGUUCAGGCUACUGGAGGAGAGCCUCAGGGACAGUGUUGAGUACUAUAAAGCUGCAGGUCUUCUGGAAUAGAAGGAUUACAAGAUCUCUACUCUGACUCAUCUCUCAGUGAGUUAAGAUCCAUACUCAGGAGUUUCUCUUAUUAAAGCUUAUCAAAUUAUGUGCACUUUUGUAUGUGAUAAAAUAAUGCUUUCAAUUUGUUGUCAAACUAGUUAAAUACUUCAAUUGUUGGUUGCUCUUUAGCUUUGCUACCA
Messenger RNA from Ananas comosus (pineapple), 1208 nucleotides. Its product is annotated as cinnamoyl-CoA reductase 2-like. Gene Ontology annotation, molecular function: oxidoreductase activity, acting on the CH-OH group of donors, NAD or NADP as acceptor. Bases 28 to 1026 code for a protein of 332 amino acids. Lineage: Eukaryota; Viridiplantae; Streptophyta; Magnoliopsida; Poales; Bromeliaceae. The transcript has 6 exons. The record is from RefSeq and is a predicted model, not a curated record.